ACUGCGUCAUCAUGACGUCGCUCCAUUGGGACCUACCUCACACAAUGAGAUGUCAAACACACGGAAAACUGGCCUGCAGCAGCACACUGGACGGAGCACAGACUUCCAGCAGGGGCGAAAGACUUUGAAGCCACAGGAUCUUGGAUCCAAAUCUUACCCCUCAUCAAAGGCUAGUGAUAUUUUCAUUGUCACUUGAUCUGCAUAAUAUAUUCCGGCCAUCAGCAUCACUUGUGAGCCAGAUCAACACUGAACAAGGAGACCAUGACCAGCAACUACAAUGUCACUCUCAUAGGUCCUGCCCCCUGGGGCUUCAGGCUGCAGGGAGGAAAAGACUUCAACAUGCCCCUCACCAUCUCGAGGCUGACGGAUGGUGGAAAGGCAGCGAAAGGUGGUAUUGCUGUUGGAGACAUGGUUCUUUCCAUUGAUGGCAUCUCCACGGACGGCAUGAACCACCUGGAGGCCCAGAACAAAAUCAAGAACUGCACUGGCAACCUCAGCCUCACUCUGCAGAAGGCCCCCAGUGUUUCUAAACCUCCUCCUGUUGCACCAAAGGGCAACAGAUCAGACAUCAUAAAACCGGUAGCCAUUGCCCAUCCUCCUCUUCCACCCCAUCCUCACGAUCAUUCAUCCAGCCACUCUGCUGUGUCCAACAACAAGGCCCCCAGACCUUAUGGGGACUGCAAAUCAGAGAGUGAACACCCUCCUUUACAGUCCCCUUUUGCCACUUCCAUCCCCUCUCCGUCCUCUGCCUUUACACCUGCAUCCUUCCAUACUAGUCCUCGUCCUCCUUCUCUUUCUCCACCUCCUGUCUCUUAUCCAUCCUCUGCCUCCUCCUCCCCCCCUGUCCUCGUCCCGCCUCAGCCUUCGGUGUAUAACACACCAAUCAACCUGUACUCCACUGAGAAUGCGUGUGAGGUGGCCAUGGGGCAGAGGCGGGGCCUGUUGGAGAGUCAGGGUGGAGCCUUACCACUGCAGUUUAAUGGUGGACCUCAAAGUAUUUUAAAAAAACCCCCGCCACCAAGAGUGCCUAGGAAACAUGUUGUGGAUACAGACAUCCAUUUUUACCAUGUUCCCAGUCACGCUGAUGCCAGCAGAAAGCGCAUAAUGGAGGACACCGAGGACUGGCGCCCACGUACUGGCACCACCCAGUCCAGAUCUUUCAGGAUUCUGGCUCAGAUCACUGGCACUGAGAAUGUUCAAAAUGAAGAAGCUGACACAGCCAAGAAGACAAAUGAGGAAUAUGUGGAACCCGAACUCAACAGCCAUGAGUCUGCAGUUGUUAAGACUAUGAUCAAAGGACCUGCGACAGCCUAUGGUCCACAGACUGGUUUGAUUACCCCAUCUUUUGGUAUGAAGGGUAACGGCAGUGCCAGUGUCCCAAGGGGUCCUGCUCCGGCCCGACCUGUUCCUCAGCCCCACCCUAAAGAUGAGGACACCCUGGUACAGAUGGCAGAACAUAUUCCUGCUGGCACUCGUACGCCAAUGUGUGCCCACUGCAACAUGGUCAUCAGAGGACCUUUUUUGGUAGCAAUGGGGAAAUCGUGGCAUAAGGAAGAAUUUAACUGUGCACACUGCCGAACAUCCCUGGCAGAUAUAGGCUUUGUUGAAGAACGGGGAUCCGUCUACUGUGAACACUGCUAUGAAGACUUCUUUGCUCCAACAUGCAGCCGCUGCCAGUCUAAGAUACUAGGGGAGGUGAUAAAUGCCCUCAAGCAGACUUGGCAUGUCUACUGCUUUCUGUGUGCUUACUGUCAGCAACCAAUCAGAAACAACACUUUCCACCUGGAGGAUGGAGAACCAUACUGUGAACCGGACUUUUACAGCUUGUUUGGGACUGGCUGUCAUGGCUGUGAGUUUCCCAUCGAGGCUGGAGACAAAUUCCUGGAAGCCCUUGGUUACACCUGGCAUGAUACCUGCUUUGUAUGUGCUGUGUGCUGUACCACACUGGAAGGCCAGACCUUCUUCUCCAAAAAGGACAAACCUCUUUGCAAGAAGCAUGCUCACACACUGAAGAUAUGAAGCCUAAACUAUUCACUUGGCCACAUGUUGUCUCACAGAGGGUUGGGGACACCUUUUAUGAUGACAGUAGUAGUCAUUAUUGUAGUGGUGCUAUCUCUUAGCACAAAAAGCAAUAAAGCUUAAGGAUCUUAGUUUUGACAACAUUUCAAUCAAUUAUAACUGAUCUUUGUAAACUAAAUGUUAUGUUGUCAAUCAUCCCCAAACAGCAAGGUUUUACUACCAACUGAUACAUUUUAUGUACCAUAAUGCCAUUUUUAUUUCCUCACACAUAGGACUGUUACUUUAUCAUUUACUUUGUUCUUCUGAAUUUUGUCUUGAGUGGUGAGAUCAUCUCACUCUCUGUUUUUAUUAUUAAGCUUGCAGAGUGCUCAUUAUCUUUAGACACCACCAGAAAUGUUUGAUAAUUUUAAGUAUUCAAGGAUGCUGGCAAGUUUUUAUUGUUAGUUAUGAUAUUUGUUAGUGUUUGUGUAGUUGUAAUCAAUUUUAUUAAUCUGGCUAAAACCUAUAAAGACUUAAAGAUAAAACUGUAGAACGUCCUGUGUUACACUUUGUUUUAUUUUGUUUUUUGCAUUACAGUUUCACAAGCAACUAUAAAAAAAUUCCCAGUAUAUGCAUUAAAAUACUGCAGGAUAUGCUUGUGUUAUUUGCUUUAUACAAUUCAUCUGUGAAUGUCCGAGUUGUAAUUAAAGCUGCUGCCUUUGAUUUAA
Molecule: messenger RNA, 2726 nt
Organism: Oreochromis niloticus (Nile tilapia)
Lineage: Eukaryota; Metazoa; Chordata; Actinopteri; Cichliformes; Cichlidae
Gene: pdlim5a
Product: PDZ and LIM domain 5a
Exons: 15
Coding region: 262-2019 (585 amino acids)
Biological process (GO): actin cytoskeleton organization; heart development; muscle structure development
Cellular component (GO): Z disc; adherens junction; filamentous actin
Molecular function (GO): actin binding; muscle alpha-actinin binding
Source: RefSeq, a predicted model, not a curated record